GGGUAUUCGACUUUGCGGUUUUGAAUUGGUGUUUAAUGGGUCAUUUUCGAUGAGUUCCGAGGAAUGGUUUUUCAUGUCAUGAUUUUGUUUUGCGUCUAUGGUUUGGUUUUCUCCUCUAGCCGGCAUCUACUCGUACCUACUACCUGUUUGUUCAUUGCAUGUUAUUUCCCUCCCCCCUGUGUACGGAAUGUAUAUACUACUGCUGCCAUUAUCAACUACGACUAUGACUACUACUCUAUCCUGGUUGGUCCACUCGGUGGGUGGCUACUGCUGGGUGGAAAUGGUUGCAGAGAUUCUCUGCGGUGCAUUGCAUAGCGUCGCGAAAAUUUGGUUCUUGCAUUUGGGCUCAAAAAAAAAAAAAAAAAAAACAGCCCGCGAGUCUUUGACACAUCUAGGAAAAUAAACUUCAUCACGAUGAAGGAUUGUUGGGCACUAGGGCUGAUGUUACUAUGAAGUACUACCUUGCAGGUUCC
Aspergillus eucalypticola CBS 122712 is the source of this 473-nucleotide messenger RNA. RefSeq lists its product as uncharacterized. The transcript has a single exon. The record is from RefSeq and is a predicted model, not a curated record. Lineage: Eukaryota; Fungi; Ascomycota; Eurotiomycetes; Eurotiales; Aspergillaceae. Bases 98 to 403 code for a protein of 101 amino acids.